Molecule: messenger RNA, 3864 nt
Organism: Haliaeetus leucocephalus (bald eagle)
Lineage: Eukaryota; Metazoa; Chordata; Aves; Accipitriformes; Accipitridae
Gene: RFESD
Product: Rieske (Fe-S) domain containing
Exons: 4
Coding region: 801-1388 (195 amino acids)
Molecular function (GO): 2 iron, 2 sulfur cluster binding
Source: RefSeq, a predicted model, not a curated record
CGUGUGUAUGUGUGUCUGUUUCUGAAUGUGUGUGUAUAUAGACGCAAAGUUUUUUAGAGGUGUCUUCGUAAGAGUGUUUCUACCUACAGGCUUCUGCAUGUUAAGAUUUUGGCCAAUUUGGAGAGUUUAUAGGCAGAGUAAGCUGAAAGGUGUAAAAAGAGCAAAAAACUGUGGAUCUCCUAGUCCCAUUCUUGUGGUUAGUUUGCUAUGCGCUGUGCUUAUUUUCUGAAGAAAAUAAGUGUGAAUGUCGUACUGGAUCGUCCUGUGAGUCUGACAGUGACGUUUCAGUUUCUGGGUAAGACUGGGUGGAAGCUCCUGUAAACGGGAAAGCAGAGGGUCAGUCCUUACGGUUGAGCGUGUGCAAAUCAGAUAACAACUGGCCUUGAAAAUGCCACACCAUCACUUGUACCAGUCUUCCCGCCUGUAACAGUUUAUUAGGAAGCACGCAGUUGCUGAUCCCAAAUAAACACGUAACGUAACGCACGGCUCUGAGCAGGGUUUUGAUUCAGCGUGUCCCGCUUGGAGGAGGCGGUGGUGGCACGGGGUCACGGCGGGGAUGGUGGCAGGAGGAACCCGGAGUUCUCUUCUUCUGUUAUCAGGCCAGCCCCAGCACGUCCCUGCUCCUUAUCAGCCCUGGCAGAGCUGGGUCCUGCCGUGCUGAGCCUCCAUACAUCCUGCCCCUGGUGCUAUAGGGGCCAGCCCUGCUGCCUCCGGUUUGCACGUAAAGACGGGCUGCGAGGCACGACGUUAGAUAUGUGGACAAGGCAGGACAGCUGCCGUAGGCACAGCGAAGAGGGGCGAUGCUGGACCUCAUCAUUCUCAGCCUCCAUUUCUUCAUCUGCUUUCUCAUCUCCGUUGCGAUCUGGUGUGGACGAAAGGAUGUGGAUUUGUGCAGCUCAAGCACAGGAGCAGUUGGGAUGGAGCCAGAUGGUCUUAUAUUGAUUGGCAAAGAAGAUGACAUAAAGAAGUCCCGAAGAGUAACAGCCAAAGUCAACGGCAGAGAAGUUGUUGUUUUCUACCAUGAAGGGAAAUUUCAUGCUAUGGACUCUCGCUGCUACCAUGAAGGAGGCCCUUUACGUCUUGGAGAAAUAGAGGAUAUUGAUGGUCAAGCAUGUAUUGUUUGUCCUUGGCAUAAGUAUAAAAUUACUUUGGAAACAGGAGAAGGAUUAUAUGAAGGAAUAAACCCUUUGGAGCCAUCACCAACACCACAGUGGCAAUCCAAAGGAGUCAAACAAAGGAUUCAUAAAGUCACAAUAGACAAUGGAAACGUUUAUGUGAGUCCUCCAGAUUUGUCUGUAAGCUUUGACUCAGAUUAUUUUGCUGACAAGUACAAAAAUAGUGGUGAUUUAGCUAUGGAAAAACAAAGCAACUCACAAGCAGCAGAGUAAGUCACAGCCAGAAAGCAGAAUCCUGGUGAAUGCCCCAAUGGAGAACCAUUGUCGUGAAAUAAAAAUGUACUAUGGCUGUGAAGAUUGUCUACAGAUUAAAUUCUAUUCUUAAUGUUAUGUGAAAGCAUUGAAACACGUAGAAUUCAGUAAGAUAAGAAGCUCUGCAUUGUCAGAAAUGCGACUGAUCUUGUGCCAAUGAUUUUAUUUUUUUAACUUGCAUUUCAAAAAGACUUGUUUACAGCAGAGUGCUUCAUAAUAUUUAAUAUUUUAGAAAUCUGAUUUUGCUAGAAUUGUUUUAAUUUUUAGGAGGGAAUGUAGUAUGUUACUGCUUAUAAAACACAUUACACAGUUUAAGGUAAAUAGUCAGGUGUAAAGGUUAUGUUUAUAUACUUAACAGUUUAUACUUAUAAUGCCUUCGGUAUAAAUGACAUGGAAAUGUUUAACUCUUUAGAUAUGUGAGCAAUCUCUGGAUGUUUAGUAAGUGCCACAAAGAGAAGUACAAAGCUUGAGCACAUUUUAGUGACCUUUUUUAUGCCUAUUUGUGUAUUACUACCAUGAGUCCAUAGAAGUACUGAUUUUCCUUCUCCUCAUUGAACUGCUUUUGGUAGUUCAUCAAAUAAUGUGAUGAGCAUUUGUCAUGUAUAGUUUGUUCUCCUGAUUCUGUUGGAUAAGGAAGAAGCUGUUGGGUAUAAAAACCUGAUACGUAAUGUAGUGGCUCUUGUCUGUUUGCUUUUAUUUAUUGUAAAUACAUCCUUAUACAUUCAUUUGAAAAAGCGUGCUUUCUAUUUAGAGCCAAAAGUUAGGUUUCUCUAUGUGCGUUCACAGUCUAAUAUCAGAUCUGCCCCAAUAACCCCUCCAAGAAAGUUCCCCUCCCUGCUGUGCUGGGUGAGGGCAGGAUGGGCUCUGGGACACGGUGGGUCCUCCUGCCCAGCCCAUAGGGUCCAGGCUGCAAAGAUACUGUGUGAAUGCUUAACAUUGCCUUGCACGGCUGCAGCUGCGUGGCUGCAACUCUUUGGGGUGCAUUUUUGGGUGGUUUGUUGGCUGUUUGCAGAGUUUGGUCACGAUCAGGUUCAGUUUGAAGUUGCCUGGUCUUCAUCUGUAAGUUCCUCUUGUGCAUGCGGUGGGUUGUCUUGCUUUUAAUGGAUGUGAAGGGUAGGUAGGUCUGUGUCAACACCAUUGUUCAUAUAAAUGCAUUUAAAAGUAGUGAGGCAUAGGGAAGUAUCAGAGGAAAACAUCUGUGCCCAACUGAUCACAAUGAAAAAAGCAAAGCACACAAUCAAUUAAUUUCACCGUAUUUAAAUUUAGAUCUCCACCUCUGAUCAUGCCUCCUUACAUUGUUUUCAUGGUUGACAGGGAGACGUGGCACCUUCACAGUGCCAUUGAGAUGACCUGUUUCAGUUUUCUAUUUUAUAAGGACUACAGCACAGAAAUGCUUUCUUCCUCCUCCUCCUCUUCCUCUUGCUGGCCACUUAGCCAGUGCCGAUGAGAUCAGAUGCAAAUGCCUGCCUUCUGAAUCACGUCUCGAUCGUCCGCUAGGAAAUGCUGUUACGUACUGACCAGUUCUGUGGGGGUUUUUUGUUUGUGUGUUUUCUUCGGUUUUUAAAGGAAUACAUAACCUUCUCUUUCUCACUCCUCUUGCAGCCACAGGGUAGAUGUCAGGAAGGUGAGGCAGGUGGGGAGGUGACACAGCUGAUACUCCGAGGGUCCGGAGCACGCAUCCCUUUGGGCAGCGCAGGGGGGUUUGGAGAAUUGCUUCGCUUCCCUCCCUCUUCACCCAACUACCUGCACCUGCGAUGAAACUUAACCAUGGAUGUCUUGUCCUAUUGAAAGACAUGGAUCAUAUAAAAAAAAAGUAGUAUAAGAUCUUCAGAUAUACCUGCAUUGACUCAUGUGGUUGCUUAGAUAGUAUUUUUAUUUCUUUUUUUUUUUUAAUGUACCGCAUUAAUAGAAAUGGACUAUUUAAAUAAAUAAAGAUGCAGUUCAGUUUAAGAAAGUAUCAAUUAUGAGUAAUAGGCUGUUACAUGUAUGACAUUUAGUAGAAUGUUAGUAGUAGGAGAUUUUGUUUGCAAGUUUCAUGAACAUGUUCAUAUUUGUGGAAGAAUGGUCAGGCUUUUUUAAAACUGCAUUUUCUGGGUAAAGUCCAGCAAAGUGUUUAAUCAUAUGUUUGCUGUUAAUCAUAUGAAAUCAGUAGAGCUGCAUGUCUAGGCUUAGAUAAGUCCCUUUUCUUCAGUACUUCUCAAUCAUAAUAACUAUCUGCAAGCUUUUAAGGUGUUUUUUUCUUUUACUUUAAACAUGUUCUUAUUCUCGGGAGGAUCGCAUUGAUUUAAUAUCUACAGUUUGUCAGUUAGUUUGCUUUCCCCACAAUUUUCUCAUUGAUGAUCACAGAAGGAACAGAGAAUUAUUAACUCAGGUGGCUGUGAACAAAGGAGAGAGAGUUGGCUGGCUGUUAGAUUCUCUUUUUUUUAUUAUUUUAUUU